Dermatophagoides pteronyssinus (European house dust mite) is the source of this 6408-nucleotide messenger RNA. RefSeq lists its product as uncharacterized. Gene Ontology annotation, cellular component: chromatin. Gene Ontology annotation, molecular function: protein binding; DNA binding. Lineage: Eukaryota; Metazoa; Arthropoda; Arachnida; Sarcoptiformes; Pyroglyphidae. The record is from RefSeq and is a predicted model, not a curated record.
ACAAUAAUAAUUGUAAUAGUAAUAAUAUAAUGAAUCUAUCAACAAAACAAGCGCCAAUGCCAAUUGCAUUGACAACAACAACAACAACAAAGAAUAAUGAAGAUGAUUCUUCAAUUCCAUUAAAUUUAUGUGUAAAAAAAUCAUCAUCAUCAUCAUCAGCAUCUCAAUCAUCAUCCACAUCAUUGUCUUCAAAUAAUUUUGGUAGCAAUAAUAAUAAAUUCAAUGUUCACCAUCAACAACAACAACAACAACAAUUAUCAGAUUCUCAUACACUGAAUUUAGUCAAAAAUCUAGCCCAAUUACAACAACAACAAAAUUCUCAGCUACAACAAUUACAAUUUAAUAAUAGUCUGAUAUCGCAACAACAACAACAACAGCCUCAACAUCAACAACAACAACAACAAAAGAAACGUGGACGAAAACCAAAAUCAACAUCAUCAUCAUUGAUGGCAUAUGGUGAUCCACAGCCACAUCUAACGCAACAAUCAUCAUCAUCAUUACAACAACAACAACAACAAUCAUCAUCAUUACCAUCAUUACCUGAUUUUGCUGGUUUUGGUAAUUUAUUGGCUGCAUUUAAUCAUCAACAACAAGUUCAUCUUCAACAACAACAACUGCAGCAGCAGCAACAGCAACAAUUACAGCAACCAAGAAAACGUGGCCGUCCACCAACGUUAUCACCACCGCACAAUGCCCAUCAAAAUAGUUUGACUAAUUCAAAAUUAGCCGUAUCGGCUAUUAAUCAACAGCAACAACAACAACAAGCUACCAGUGCCUUUCAUCAAAAUACUUAUCCAUUUAAUUUGUUUAAUACUCCUGCAGUGGCAGCGUCUGCAAAUGAUGGAAUUUUACCGAAUUUUCCUGGUCUCAAUGCAUUAUCAUUUGCAGCAGCGGCUGCAAUUGCUGCCGGUGGUGCCAGUAAUAAUCAAUUGGCUAAUCAUCAAUUAUUCAAUAAUGCUGUCAAUCAAUUUAAUAUUUUACAAAAACUUAAUCCAAAUUUAUUGAAUGCAAAUUUGUUUGGAAAUUUAAAAAAUCCAAUUGAAUUGGCUGCAGCAGCCGCUUCAUUAACAGCAAAUAAUAAUGAUAAUAUCAAUAAUAAACAUACAUCAUCAUCAACAACUUCUUCCUCAUCAUCAUCAUCAUCGAAAUUUAUUGAUCCGGCUUUAUUUUCGGCACAUAAAGAAUUGACUGAUCAAGUGCAGGCUAAUUUUCUUGCAUCAUUACCUGCUGCUGUUGCUAAAAAUUUUAUUGGUGAUCAAUCUUCCGGUGGUAGUUUGAUGAAUAAAAAUUCAUUUGCUCAUCAUAAAUCAUCAUCAACAAAUUCAACAAGCGAUAAACAGAUUCGUAUUCCUUUAAAUCAUGGAUUUCAACGUUUUACUUAUAUAACGGGUUUUUCUAAAACGGGAACAAUCGAAGGUGAUGUUAUUUAUUUGGCACCAUGUAAAAAGAAAUUAAAAAGUUAUCAAGAUUUGAUAAAAUAUUUAAGCAAAAAUAAUAUGAUCAAUUUGAAUCGUGAAAAUUUUAGCUUUGAUCCCAAUAUUAUUAUUGGCCAAUUUAUUCCAAACAUUGCACAAUUACCAAGUGAUGUCAUAUUGAGCGAAAAUCAGAUGAAAGUCCAUCUGGAAGAAUUGAGCAAAAUUCGUAACUUAGAUUUAUCUUCAACUAGUAUAACGGCAGUACCUCCAUCAUCACAUCAUCAACAAUCAAAUCAGAUUAAUAGUAAUCAUCAUCAUCAAAAUAUUGCACCAGAAAAAAAGAAACGUGUUCGUGAUAGUGGUGGUACAAGAAAUGUUUAUGAUUCUAUUAAAGGAUUUAAUACAAGAAGUAAAACAUCAUCUGUUCAUCAACAACAAAAUGAUCUUCAUAAUAAAAAUCAUGAAUUUGAACCAUCGGUUACGAUAACAAUACAAAAUCCCCAGCAGAUUACACCACCAGCAGCAUCGAUAAGAGGAACUAAACGUAAAUCAACUGAAAGACAUGAACAAGCAAGAAAUGAAAAAUUAUUGAAAAAACAACAAGAAGAGCUUGAACGAAAACAACGAGAAUUGAAAGAAAAAGAAGAAGAAGAAUUGCGAAAGAUAAAAGAACAUCAGGAAAAAUUAUUGGAAUUACAAAAACAAGAACAAUUAAAAAUAUCGGCCGAAAUUGAACAUGAACGUGUUAAUCAACAUCAAAUGUUUAUACAUGCAUUGAAUGAAUUAAAAUCAUCGGAAGAUCGUGAUAGUAAAAAAGAAGAAUUAAGUUUGGAAAAAGUUGCCCUACAAGAACGUAAACUAUUGAAACGUGUAUUGGAAGUGGAAUUAUUGAAAGAAUUGAAAAAACCAGUCGAAGAUAUGAUGUUAAAAGAUCAUAAAAAUUUACCGAUAUUUAAUCGAAUACCAGGACAAAAAUUGACUGGUAAAGCAUUUGCCGAUUUAUUAAUGGUUUAUGAAUUUCUUUAUAAUUUUGGUGAAACUAUUGGUUUCGAUAUUGAUAGUUUACCAACAUUAAAUUCAUUAAUGAUGGCCUUAUUAAAUUUGGAUAGUGAAUCUGAAGAAGAAUUAAUGUCAAUUGUUAAUCAUUUGGUUAUUUGUGCUAUUGAAGAUCCGGGUAUGCCAAAUAAUAUGACUACAUUGAUGGGACAAAAAUUAAAAGAUGCAACUGUAACCGAACAUAAUGUUACGGAAAUUUUACGAUUAUAUUUUUUUGCAUUUAGUAAUGCAGUUCGUGAAGAAGAUGAACCAAAUCGUAUUGAAUGUCAAUUACAUGAAAAACUUUGCAAUGGUAUUACAUAUAUUGCAUUGGAUGCUAUUACAAAAUUGGAUAUUUUAGUUUUUCUUUGUAAUGAAUUAUUAUGUAAUCAGGCAAUUGUUAAACAAAUUGAUGAUAGUAUUGAAAGUGUUACUGUUUAUAAAAAAGAUAAAUGGGGUAUUGAAAAUGAUAUUAGAAAAUUACGUUUGGUUAAAAUGCGUCGUGAAAGAAUUAUGGAAGAGGAAAAAGCUAAACAAAUAUUAUUACAACAGGAAAAAGAUAAUGCAAAUACGAAUCAAUCUUCAACGACUACAACUACAACGAUGACAGGUGAAAAUGGUGGUGAAAACAUGGCCACCAAUACCGGUGAUAAAGAUACAACGACUGGCGAAAAUAAUAGCACUGUAAUCAGUGAUAAUGAUGAAAGCAAUACAAAUGUCAGUGCUGCUACUUUAUCGAAUUCGGUUACCGCAACAACGACGACGACAAUCAAUUUACCACCAAUUGAAUUUGAUGAUGAUGUUAAUAUGACUAAUGAAGAAAUUGAUAAAAAAAUUGAACGAUUAAAUAAACAAUGUAAUCAGAUGAAUAAUAAAAUGCAUAAAGCAUUGAAUGCAUAUCGUGUGUUCCCAUUGGGUCAAGAUAGAUAUCGUCGUACGUAUUGGGUAUUACCAAAUUGUGGUGGUGUUUUUGUUGAAGGUAUGGAAUCCGGUGAACCAGAAGAAUUGCCCAAUAAUAUUUGGACUGAAGAAGAAAUUGAAAUGGAAAAUGCGCUGAAAAAUGCUAUUAAUGAUGAACCAAUGGAUCAAGAUUUAACCAUUAUUACAACCAAUGGUGAUGAUGGAGAAAUUAAUAAAUCGGAAUUAACUGAACAACAACAAUCUGUAAAUAAUGAUAACGAUAAUGUUGAUAAACAAACAGAUGAAAAAACGACAAAAAUUAAAGAAGAAAAUGAUGAUCCAGAUAUAUCAACCAAAAAUAAUGAUGAUGAUAAUGAGAAAAAACCAAUUGUUGAUGGUGAUGAACAAGUUAAUAAUGAUGAAAAAUCAAUGGAAAUUGAAACAAAAAUGGAAACAAAUGAUUCGAUCAAAAUUGAAUCGAAUGAUGAUGGAAUGGAUAAAACUAAUCAAACAAUGGUUGAAAAGAAAGAAGAACAACAAUCUGAAUCUGAACAAAUUGAUGAAAAUAAUCAAUCGACAGUAGCAGCAGCAGUGGAACAAUGUGAACAAAUAAAUGUUGAUGAUGUAAGAUGGUUUGAUUUAGAUUUAGAUUUUGAAUGUGAUGAAUCAAUUGAAAAAGUUAAGAAAGAAGAAGAUUUGGAAAAAGGUGAAAAUGAAGAUUGUGAAGAAGAAGCAAUUGUUACCGAAAUUCAAGAAGAACCAAUGUCCGAAAUGGAAAAAGCAUUAACAACAUUUUUAUCAAAAGAAACAUUAGAUUGUUUAUUUAAAGGAAAUGAAACAAAUAUUGAUUGUACAAUAUUAAAAGAUUGUUUAAUACGAAUAUUAUCAUCAUUUGCACGUAGUGCAUCAAUAACAAAAUUUCCAAAUAGUGAUGUUAUUGAAACAGAUAUAAUUGUUUGUCCAACAUUACAAAAACGAAUACAAUUAUGGAAAAUAUUACAAUAUGAAAAAGCAAAUAAAAUACCACGUGAAUAUCAAUUUGGUUGGUGGCGUAUAACCGACAGUGUACAAUUAAAAUCAAUGAUUGAAUUAUUACAUACGAAUGGUCAACGAGAAAAAAAUCUACAAAAAUAUCUGAUAAAACAUUUAAAUUAUGCAACACAAUCAUGUAGAAAUUCUACUGCAAAUCUGGAUGUUGGUGAUUAUGAUCGUGAUGCAUCGGAUUGGAGAGAAUUUGGUGCACCAACCGAAAAUCGUUGUCCACAUCGUUCAUGUUUAGGUAAAGAUUAUUGUCAUGAAGUUGCUUUUCGUAAAGAUCUACAAGUAUUGGAAUUGAUUGAAGCAUUUGAAGAGAAAAUUUUGUCAUGCAGUAUGCAAAUGCGUAAUUGGAAACCAACGAAUAAAUUUUCAAGUUCAGAUUUUAAAUCAAAAUUAAAUCAAACCAAAUCAUCUAAAUCGAGUAAAAAUGGUAAAAAUCGUAAAAAUCAACGUAAUAAUGAAAAUAGUGAUUGUAGUAAUGAUUCAAUUCAAUGUGAAAAUUCAGGUGGAUCAACAAUGAUUAUAUUCAGUACUGAUGAUAAUGGUGAUUAUGAUCUGUUAAGAGUACAGAAAGAAAAAUUAUUAGAAAUUGAAGCAACAAUUGAACGAAGAUAUCUUAAACCACCAUUAGGUUUUAAAAAUAAUCAAGCUGUACAAUUUCAAACGAACGAUAAUAGUAAUGGUGAUUGUGAUUAUAAUGAAUUUGCAAAUGAUGAUAAUGCUACGGCCGGUUUGAUACGUUGGCGUGAUGCAGCACGUGAAGCAAAAUGUUGUUCACAAAUUGCAAUGGGUUUACAUUUUCUUGAAAAUUGUAUUGCUUGGGAUAAAUCAAUAAUGAGAGCGAGUUGCCAAUUUUGUGGCUCGGGUGAAAAUGAAGCCCAGCUACUAUUGUGUGACUUAUGCGACAAGGGAUAUCAUAUGUAUUGUUUCAAGCCUAAAAUGGAAACUGUUCCUACAGGCGAUUGGUUUUGCUAUGACUGUCAAAAUAAAAAUACAAUCGAUAAAGUUUGCAUUGUUUGUGGUAAAAAAGGUAAACUACUUAAUUGUGAUACAUGUGCUAAAGUAUUUCAUCCAAAUUGUUUGGAUCCACCUGUUAACAAACAAAUCAAAGGCAGAUGGAUUUGUCAUUUAUGUAUGCGUAAAAAUAAACGAAAUUCUAAUACAAAAUCAUCAUCGUCAUCAUCGAAAAAAUCAUCAUCAAAAUCAGAAUCAACCGCAAAUAAUGAUGAUAAAAAUUAUGAUUCAAACAAUAAAGAUUCAAAUCAAAGAGAAUCAAAUAAUAAACGUAUGUCGAAUGGAAAUUCAUCAAAAGAUCGAUCGGAAAAAGAUACUUCGAGCCAUAAAAAAGAAAGAAAACCGAAGAAAAAACAAGAUAAAGAUAAGGAUAAGGAUGAAGAUCAUUCGGAAAAAGAAAAACUAGAAAAAAGUGAAAAGAUAAGCAAUAAAAAAUCUUUGGAAAAAGAAUCAAAUGUCAAUAAUAAUGAUAAUAAUGGUAACAGUAUGAUGGCUAUGGAUGAACAAAAUUUAUCCAACAGCAACAACAACAAUAAUAAUUCCACAACAACAAAAACAAUCCAUAAUGAUGAAAUUAUACUUUGUAAACAAAUUACUGAGGAAAUUAUACAACAUGAAACUAGUUGGCCAUUUCUUGAACCAGUUAAUACAAAACAUUUUCCAACAUAUCGUAAGAUUAUUAAAAAACCAAUGGAUUUUACUGUUAUUAAAAAUAAAUUACAAAAUAAUAGUUAUAAAACCAAAGAAGAUUAUGCUGCCGACAUACGAUUAAUGUUUGAUAAUUGUGUUACAUUCAAUGAAGAUGAAUCACCAGUUGGACAAGCUGGUCAUUUAUUACGUGCAUUUUUUGAAUCACGUUGGAAAGAAUUGUUUAAUACAAAUCCGAUCUAAUCAACAACAACAACAACAACCGCAACACAUUUACACUUACAAACAAAUACAUCCACUUAACAAUAUCAUUUUUCCAAAAAAACAAAACAAAGUAUUUAUUUCAUCAUUGAAAAUU